Messenger RNA from Pungitius pungitius (ninespine stickleback), 4039 nucleotides. RefSeq names its product lin-54 DREAM MuvB core complex component (gene lin54). Gene Ontology annotation, cellular component: nucleus. NCBI's taxonomy places the organism in Eukaryota, Metazoa, Chordata, Actinopteri, Perciformes, Gasterosteidae. Bases 149 to 2578 code for a protein of 809 amino acids. Gene Ontology annotation, biological process: regulation of DNA-templated transcription. The transcript is spliced from 14 exons. The record is from RefSeq and is a predicted model, not a curated record.
GGCGCGGAGGGCGUGGCUUACUUGUGAAAUGUCAGGGAGGAAUGGCGCUCGGCGCGGUAUUUUGAACAAUCGCCUUUUUCCCAUUACUCGUUUCAUCUGAAAACGUCGCCCAGCGUGAACAUCUGCGGAGAGCCGAGACUUUGCCAGCAUGGAUGUGGUGUCGCCGGAGCUCAACAGCCUCCUUCCUGAUGAGAUCAUGGACACCGAGGCCAUAGAGGACCUCCCUCACUCCCAGCCAGGCGGCGGCGGCGGCGCGGCCCAGUCGCAGCCCAGCGAUGACGCGCCGGUCCCUAUGGAAACGGAUACUCCCGCUGCCUCGGAACAUUUGAGCCUCUGUUCGAAUGCCGCUUCGGCGGAGCACACGAAGGCUCCCCCCCCCACCUCCUCAGGAGCCACACUCAGCAUCAGCUCCGGAAGUCAGCUUCCCAUCUCAAUUUCCAGCACGUCGUCGUCCUCCCUUCUCACCCUCAAGCCAGCCAUGGUUACUUCCCUAGCCGCGACUAAAACCACGGAUAGUUUGAGCGGGACUAGUAUCUCUACGACGGGGCUGCAGAGGCUCACGCCUCCGUUCACCAUCUCCGCCGCCAACCACCAGAUCAUUCUCAACAAGGUGGCCUCGUCUCAAGCCACAGAAGCAGCGAAGUCCAUCGGUACCCAGCCGCAGGUCUUCAAGCAGGAGGGACAGAAACUUUUGGUGACGACCAUAGGAAAGUCGGGGCAACCGAUAAUGUUGCAGGUAGCCGGCAGCAAGCCGGGCGUCUCACAGACUUUAGGAGACAACAAGUCUCCAGCGCCGCAGUUCAAAGUGGUGACUAUUGGUGGGAGGUCGGAGCUGAAGCAGGUGGUGGGGAGCGCUGGGAACCAGUUGACCACGUUACAGGGCCAGCAGCUGAAGGCCGUACAGAUUGCUACAAAGACCCCCGUAUCCUCAGCUGCACCAUUCAAGUAUAUCAUCACCAAAACGGUCAACAGCAAAGGCCUCAGUCCUCAGACCUCGGUGUCCCCCGUGAUCACCGGUCGGGUCCUGACUCAGACCUCCCCGGGGAUCCCCUCAAGGACCAUCACGCUGUCUGAGCCGCUCAACUCCAACAUGCAAAGUAUCUCCGGCAAAAAGAUCGCCAUUUCCCCCCUGAAGAGUCCCAGCAAGGUGACGGUGGUGUCCGUGGCGUCCCCGACCUCCAACGCCACUCAGAGAUCGAUGACGCUUCCCGUCAACGUGGCGCUCGGUCAGCAGAUCCUCACGGUCCAGCAGUCUGGAUCCCCGGUCAAGCUGGCCACCGGCCAAAACACGGCCCAGAACAUCAAACCAGUGCAGUCUGUGACCAUGGGAGGAGUCACCGGCUCCCAGUUCAAGACCAUCAUCCCGCUGGGCUCCCAGCCCAACGUGCAGCAGAUCCAGGUCCCGGGCAGCAGGUUCCACUACGUCCGCCUGGUCACGUCGACCACGGCCAGCAGCUUGGGGCAUCCCAGCGGUCCCAGUACCAGCUCCUUGCAGACAGCCAAACCCAUGGUGGUCAGCACCGGAGCGGCCCGCAUGUCUGUCCCCAUCGUCCCUGCGCAGCCCGUCAAACAGAUGGCGCCGAAGCCCUUGGCCUCCGGCGCGGUGGUGACCACGGCUCAGACGCAGCAGCGCCUCAUCAUGCCGGCGACGCCGCUCCCGCAGAUCCAGCCCAACUUCACCAACCUCCCCCCGGGUACCGUCCUGGCCCCGGCGCCGGGAGGAGGCAACGUGGGCUACGCGGUCGUCCCGGCGCAGUACGUCACUCAGCUCCAGCAGACGCCUUUCGUCACCCUCGCCAGCAGCUCCUCGUUCCCAGCGCCCGCCGGCGUCCAGACGCAGGCCCGACUGCCGCUCAACGGCUUGUCACCAGCAGAGACGACCUCCAGGCCGAGGAAGCCGUGCAACUGCACCAAGUCGCAGUGUCUCAAGCUAUACUGCGACUGCUUCGCAAACGGCGAGUUCUGCAAUAACUGCAACUGCAACAACUGCUUCAACAACCUGGAGCACGAGACGGAGCGACUCAAAGCCAUCAAGACGUGUCUGGACCGAAACCCGGAGGCCUUCAAACCGAAGAUCGGCAAAGGCAAGCAGGGCGAGUCGGACCGCCGGCACAGCAAAGGGUGCAACUGCAAGCGGUCGGGCUGCCUGAAGAACUACUGCGAGUGCUACGAGGCGAAGAUCAUGUGCUCGUCCAUCUGCAAGUGCAUCGGCUGCAAGAACUUCGAGGAGAGCCCCGAGCGGAAGACGCUGAUGCACCUGGCGGACGCGGCGGAGGUGAGGGUCCAGCAGCAGACCGCCGCCAAGACCAAGCUGUCGUCGCAGAUCUCCGACCUGCUGAUGAGGACGACGCCCGUCAUCUCCAGCGGGGGCGGCAGGUUGCCGUACACGUUCGUAACAAAGGAGGUGCUGGAGGCGACGUGCGAGUGUCUGCUGGAGCAGGCCAAGAAGGCGGAGCAGGCUCACCAGCCUCAGGUGGAUGCGGAGAGGAUGAUCCUGGAGGAGUUCGGACACUGCCUCAUGAGGAUAAUCAACUCGGCGGGGAAAGCCAAAGCCGACUGUGCCUCCAUCAACUGCUAGCUCCACGCCCGCCCUGGAACUUAACCCCGCUGUGGGGGGUGUGGGGGGGGGGGGGGGUGGACGGACGGGCAACCUGCGGCGUCUCGGACCUGCAGGAAGACAUCAACAAACGGCAGAACAAUGGCCUGAAAGUCGAUUCUCACCCUCAGAGAAAAAAAACAAACAUGGAACAGAUGUCAAACGGACGGAGCUGGUCGCCUCUGACGGACCUUCAGAAGCUGAAGGCCCCCCCCCCCCCCAUCCCCAAAUCACCUGGCUGUGAUGGACAGGGAUCACUUUUUUUCCUCACAGGGCUUUUUCAAAUCUGUAAAUCUGUUUGUGUUCUUCCAUUUUAUUCUAUUUUCUUUUAGCUCCCCCCCCCUUCCUCACAAAGACACAUGUGUGACUUUCAUGUAACCAUUUCAGCUUAAUGUAGACAAAAAGGAUUUUUUUUAAUAUUUAUUUUGUCACAUAUCAAUAUGCAGCGUAUAGUGCUGCAAGCUCUUAAUUAUUAACCAAGGCCGGGCUGAAUUGAAUGAAUGAAAAUGAGAAACACACGUAAUUUAUUACUCACGCGCACUCUGCACUGCUCACAGUUGUCAGGGUAACGCGCGCCUCCUUUCAGCCGCCCGCUUGCUGUACGCUAAGAACCCAACAACGGGGGAACCAAUGAAGACCCGUACGACUCGUCCUCCGAUGUCCCCCCCCCCCCUGCAGCAGGUUUCACACGCUCAUGAGUUCCAUUCUGACGCUUCACAGCAGGAAAAGCACAAGACGGGUUAAUAACCUUUUACACUUUUAUUCUGUGCAGCCUGAGGUCCUGGUGAACAGCUGGCUUUUCUGGUUCCAACGUGAAACGCACUCACAUCAUCCUGAGAUGUUUGAAAUGAUAACGUUGUCUUUUGCUAUUUGACUCCAAACAAGUGAGAAGCAGAGAAGUUCAGACAAAACGCGAACACAUCUGUGACCUGAAAGCAACAAAAUCUAUAUCAAAGCCUUCAGAGUCAGAGGGGGAUUUAGAACAUAACUGUGUAUCGUUCAGCAAUCCAAACCCAGCAGUCAUUGUUGAGGUCGUUCGCAUUGGUGCUUUUCCUUCUAUGACGUUUCAGAAUACCUGCUGAGACAAGUGCAUCUUGUCAGGAACCAGUGUGAAUUUAAAAUGUCCAAGUAUGCAAGAAAAGGAGCAUUCGGGGUCGGACUUUUCUGAGGAUGUCACAUGAGGAUGGAUUUGUGGUGGGACUAACAUUUGGAUUUCCAAACAAAUUUAACAUUAAUAUGUAAAAUAAUGAUUAUAUAAAAAGGCACAACUAUCCCAUUAAGUUGUUUCUGUUUGUCGUAUGUUUAAUGUUCACCCAUGUAGUUAAUUUUGUUUACACAAAUUCAUUUAUAGUUUCUGCUCCUGUACUUUGAACCAACCAUGCCAGCAGUGUUGGUUUAACCCCCCGAACCCCCCCCCCCCCCACACACACACACACACAACUC